Sycon ciliatum is the source of this 2579-nucleotide messenger RNA. RefSeq names its product pleckstrin homology domain-containing family D member 1-like. Bases 555 to 1847 code for a protein of 430 amino acids. The transcript is spliced from 14 exons. The record is from RefSeq and is a predicted model, not a curated record. Lineage: Eukaryota; Metazoa; Porifera; Calcarea; Leucosolenida; Sycettidae.
ACUUCUCAGUCAUCCAUGUCAUGUCGACAUGUGCAUAUGAUCGACAAGACACUGAGCCUGAGGCCGAGUGAGGAGAGGUACGCACGGUUGAGCUUUGAGGUCGAUCUGAGCUACAGCCAGAUGAGGUGAGGACAUGCCAACUCGCGCCUGAGCGCGAGGAGGUCGCACAGCUCUUGCAGAACCACAUAAUCAUUGUAGAAAGAAAAGUAGAAAGUAGAGCAUUCCUUUUUUUGUAGUAUCGAUUGGCAGUGUGACUCGAACCGAGGGCUUCGUUCCAACAACAGCAGGGCAAGACGGUUAGUAACCAGCAGUGCGGACUUGACUACGCCCCUGUCCUCCAGUCCAGGCAGCGCAGGCAGUGUUCGCAUUCUGACCUAGACUGGCCAGAGACGGGAUAAGUAUUUCCAGACAUCGGAUGCUACAGGCUAGCAGCAGCUAACUGCCAGUGCCAUCGCUGCUGCUGUUGCUGCACACUGAGUUAUUUUCCUGCUUUGGAAACGAGUUACGUGCGGAGCUGACAUCGUACUGCCGUACGGCUCCUAGAAAGGAUAACGAUGGCGGAUGAUGAUUUCGAUAUCGAUACCCGAGUGCAGAUGAGCGGCCUCCUCCUGAAGAAGCCGUUCGGCCACAAAGCGAACAAGUGGCAGAAAAGAUUCUUCAUAAUCAAAGAAGGUUUCUUGCUCUACUAUGGGGAGAGCGAAAAGAAGGUAUUCGAUCGGUCUGGACACUUCAACAUUCACCCCAAGGGUGUCAUUCCCCUAGGAGGCAUCACGGUGAAGCCAUCGGACGAGUCGCUUGCCCAGGGCAAGUUUGAAAUUGUCAUCUGCCACAAGGACUUCAGGGGAAUGAUCACAUUGGCUGCGGAGUCGGCAGGUGACCGUGAUCAGUGGAUCUCCGUCAUCAACAAGUCUGGAAAAGUGACAUGGAAGAACGCCCAGAUUGGCGAGGCCAUGGUUCAACAGCUAGAGGACAACAGUAAGAAGAUUGCAGAGGAGAAGCAAGCAUACUUGGAAAAGCUUGAGACCGAGGCAGCUGCCUUGAAGGAAGAGAAAGGUCGUAAAGAGGAGCUGGAAAAGAUGGCCGAAGCGCUACGUGCUGAGAAAGCCGAAGUGGAGAACUCGGCAAUGCAGCUCCGGGAAGAGAAGGAGUUCACGCAACAGGAACUUCAAGCCAGUAUACAGGCUAUGCAUCAGAUCGAGCAAGCCAAAGAAGAGCUUGCAAAGACAACUGAGCAGAUGGCCAGCCAGCUUGAGGAUGUCGACAUGCAGCGGCGGCAGUUAGAUGAAGAGAAGCAGCUUGCCGAGGAAUUGCUCGUGGAGAAGGAACGGAGAGCUCGUGUUCUGGAGGAGGAGAGAACGAAAUACGACGAAACAACGUCAGAGCUGAAGAUGAGCCUUGAGACGGUGGCUCUGGAAAAGCAACGCACCGAACACAGGCUGAAGCAAGAGAAGAUAAACCGUGUCAAGACGGAGAAGCGGCUUCGUAUCGCCGAGGAUUCCCUGCGGAGAUUAGAUAAGGCACUGAAAGAGAGCGGAGUGAAGAUAGACAUUGAGCUGGAAUCAGAUGUGUCCAAUCUCAGAAAAUUCUUCGAGGAAGAAAUUGAAGAAGCCCGGUUUGAAGCCGACAUGCCAGUUAUCAUGAGAAAUGCAGUAACAGCACAGGUCGAGUUCAAGCGCCAGUCGCGACAGAUUGACGACGAAAAGGAUUUCAGUGUCUCUGCCGAGCCACCCAAGCCGAAGCCGAAGAAGCGCCUGUCAACGGCCAGCAUGGGUGCUGAACUUCCUCCGCCACCGGAGGUUUUAACGCCACCGCCAGAAGAAGCUGUCUUGCCACCACCAGCCGAGUAGGAUGUGCCUACACCGUGUCUGCCUGAGUGACUCUUGCCGCGAGUACAGUUGUAACAACAUUGGCGGUGGCUAUCUGCCAUUGGUCAUGCCGUACGCAACCCUAUUAGUAAAUACCGAGCUUUUUUCAAUUAUCUCCCAAGUUAUUUUACGAGACAAGACAUGUCUAUUCCUUUCUGCUCAUGCUCGCGAGCAUAGAUUGCUUUGCUGUAGCAGUAAUUAGUUUGGCUUUCACUAAGCUUUAGCAGUGCUUUUAGGUUUAUCGUAGGCACUUACCAAACUAGUCCUGACUAGCCUGCAUGUGGAAUCAUGCCAUGCUGCUAGCUGCCAUACAUCAAACUCAGCUGUGCAGUGCUGAGUCACUGUUGACACACUAUACCAGUACUAUUGUAAAACCGUCUAGUAGUUAGUUCCAGAGUUGUGCCAGCCAAGACGAGGCUGAGCCAUUUGUCGUGCAUAUCGGCUGUAAUAAAUUAUGCUGCCGCAGAGGUGCCUGACCUUGCCUGCCCUAGUCCGUCCAGGAAUGAAUAUAAAUUAAUAGGGCAGCUAGUGAAUUGUAGGUUGCUGACUGCUUACAGCGCUUUUACGCCAAUGCAAGGUGCUUCCCCGAUGGCAAUGUGCUCGCUGAGACUGGCACUGGCAGCAAGCCGCUUGCUUACCAGUACAUGAACACUACCGUGUCUUGCCCUAUUCCCGAUAGUCUGGUCAUACUUGAAGACUGAUUCAUUCUCUGAA